Molecule: messenger RNA, 789 nt
Organism: Sarcophilus harrisii (Tasmanian devil)
Lineage: Eukaryota; Metazoa; Chordata; Mammalia; Dasyuromorphia; Dasyuridae
Product: mesoderm posterior protein 1
Exons: 2
Coding region: 1-789 (262 amino acids)
Biological process (GO): heart morphogenesis; regulation of transcription by RNA polymerase II; somite rostral/caudal axis specification
Cellular component (GO): nucleus
Molecular function (GO): RNA polymerase II cis-regulatory region sequence-specific DNA binding; DNA-binding transcription factor activity, RNA polymerase II-specific; protein dimerization activity
Source: RefSeq, a predicted model, not a curated record
AUGGCUCACUCUCCCGCUCCGAUCCUCGGCUCAGACUCCUGGCUCCUUCCGCAAGGCUGGGGUUGGGGGGCUGCGCCCCCGUUGCAGCCGCUGCCGUCGGAAGGAGACUGCAGCUGCUCUCCGGCCUCUUCCUCGGACUCCUGGGGCCUCUCCCCCCCGGGACCGCAAGCUCGCUUCCUCCCCUCUGGCCACACGCCCAAGCCGUCCAGCAGCAGGACCGCUGUGGGAGCCCCCGCCGGCCGGCGAGCGGGCAGGGGCCGCCUGGGCAGUGGGCAGCGGCAGAGCGCCAGCGAGCGGGAGAAGCUGCGGAUGCGCAACCUGUCUCGGGCGCUGCACGACCUGCGGCGCUACCUGCCCCCGUCAGUGGCCCCUGCGGGCCAGAGCCUGACCAAGAUCGAGACCCUUCGCCUGGCCAUCCGCUACAUCGGCCACCUGUCGACCCUGCUGGGACUCAGCGAGGAGAGCCUCAAGCGCCGGAAGAGCGAAGCUGCGCCCCGGGGCUGCCCGCUCUGCCCCGACGGACUGGGCUGCUGUGCCGGUUGGACCCAUGGCCUGAGCCCGGCCUCCCCGGUCCCCGAGGCCCGCUCCCCCCCGCUCCCGGACGGCUGGGAGUCCCCUUCUUCCUGCUCGGCGGUUCCACCCCAGCUCGAACGAUGUGGGGGGCAGAUCCUUAACGCUGAUUCUCUGCUCCUAGAAGAGCAGGUGGCAGAUCUGGACUCCUCCGCGAUCUUUCCCGGAGAUGUGCUAUCCUUGCUGGAGACCUGGGUGCCUCUCCUACCACAGGAGUGA